This is a messenger RNA of Sorex araneus (European shrew), 5150 nucleotides long. RefSeq names its product contactin-3. Lineage: Eukaryota; Metazoa; Chordata; Mammalia; Eulipotyphla; Soricidae. The coding region runs from base 434 to 3496 and encodes 1020 amino acids. The record is from RefSeq and is a predicted model, not a curated record. Gene Ontology annotation, molecular function: cell-cell adhesion mediator activity. The transcript is spliced from 23 exons. Gene Ontology annotation, biological process: cell-cell adhesion; brain development.
CGAGCCGGGAGCCGGGCCGGGCCGGGCCGGGCGGGGCCGCACCGCGGAGCAUCUCGGAGCAUCUCGGGGCCGGCGCGCCGCGGAGCACCCGGGGCCGAGCUGGGAGCAGCUCGGAGCAGCUCGGGGCAUCUCGGAGCGCCGCGCGGCAUCUCGGAGCGUCUCGGAGCCGAGCCGGGAGCAUUUCCGAGCAUCUCGGGGCCGGAGCAUCUCGGAGCCCAGAGGGGCCGGAGCGUCUGGGAGCGUCUGGGAGCGUCGCGCAGCCCCAGCCCCGCCGCGGGGACGCGCGCACCGGCCCGGCCGCCCUGGAGCCCGGCGCGCGGUCGGGGGCGCAGGCGGCGCGGAGCGGCGGGACCAGAUCACGGCUUUACCUGGAGACAGAGCUCGGUGUCCACCGAGACUGGACGGGCCUUCCUGUUGCUCCUGGCAAUUAAAGAUGCCGUUGCCGUGGCGACCGUGGCUGCUGCUCCCCCUCGUCUGCUGCCUGGGAGGUGACCCACGCUUCCAAGGCCCCGUGUUCACCCAGGAGCCUGGCGACACCGUGUUCCCCGUGGGCACAGAGGGCAGGGCGGUCACCCUGAGCUGUGAAGCCAGAGGCAGCCCCUCCCCGCGUUACAGGUGGCAGUUGAACGGCACCGACGUGGACCUCAGCCAGCGGCACCGCUACCAGCUGCUUGGAGGGAACCUGGUGGUCCUGGGUCCUGACCGGCACCGGGACGCAGGGAGCUACCAGUGCUUCGCGACCAACUCGCUCGGGACGGUGGUCAGCAGGGAGGCCAGACUCCAGUUCGCCUACCUGGAGGCGUUCCCCAGCAAGCCGCGGGGCGCGGUGUCCGUCCGGGCGGGCCAGGGCGUGGUGCUGCUGUGCGGACCCCCGCCGCACUCCGGAGAGCUGUCCUACGCCUGGAUCUUCAACGAGUACCCAGUGUUCGUGCAGGAGGACAGGCGGAGGUUCGUCUCCCAGGAGACCGGCCACCUGUACAUCGCCAAGGUGGAGCCGUGGGACGUGGGCAGCUACACGUGUGUGGUGACCAGCGUGGUGACCGGCGGCCGGGUGCUGGGCCCGCCCACGCCCCUGGUGCUCCGUGCUGACGGCGUGAUGGGGGAGUACGAGCCCAAGAUCGAGGUGCAGUUCCCGGAGACGCUGCCGGCGGCCAAGGGCACCACCGUGAGGCUGGAGUGCUUCGCCCUCGGGAACCCCGUUCCCCAGAUAAGCUGGAGGCGCGGGGACGGGCUCCCCUUCCCCAGCAAGGCCCGGCUGCACAAGUUCAACGGGGUCCUGGAGAUCCCCAGCUUCCAGCAGGAGGACGCGGGCGCCUACGAGUGCCUGGCCGAGAACGGGCGGGGCCGCAACGUGGCGCGCGGGCGCCUCACUUACCACGCCCAGCCGCACUGGGUGCAGCCCAUCCGGGACGUGGAGGCGGCCGUGGAGGACAGUCUGCGCUGGGAGUGCCGGGCCAGCGGGAAGCCGCGGCCCUCGUACCGCUGGUGGAAGGACGGAGCGGCCCUGGCGCUGCAGGAGAGGGUCCAGGUGGAGGACGGCGCCCUUACCAUCUCCAGCCUGCGCGUGGCCGACUCGGGCAUGUUCCAGUGCAUCGCGGAGAACAAGCACGGCCGCGUGUACGCCAGCGCACAGCUGCGCGUCCUGGCCUCUGCGCCCAGUUUCGCCCAGACGCCCAUGAAGCAGCUGCUGCAGGUGCACGAGGGCAGCGAGGUCACUGUGUCCUGCCAGCCGGGGGCCGCCCCUCGGCCCCGCAUCUCCUGGAAGAAGGGGCCCCACAGCCUGCGGGAGGGCCACAGAGUCCGGUUCCUCGAGGACGGAGCACUCAGGAUCGCCAACGUGACCCGGGCGGACGCCGGCGCCUACACCUGCACGGCAGAAAACCAGUUUGGGAAGGCGAACGGCACGACCCGGCUGGUGGUCACCGAACCAACGCGCAUGACGGUGGCGCCCGCCAGCCUGGACGUGUCGGUGGGCGAGAGCCUGGUCCUGCCCUGCCAGGUCCGGCACGACCCCCAGCUGCACCCCGCCUUCUCCUGGUACUUCGACGGGGAGCCCGCCGGCUUCCAGAAGGACUCGGCGCACCUGGAGAGAGUGGGUGGGAGCUCAUCAGGUGAUCUGCUGAUCAGGAAUGCUCAGCUGAGACACAGCGGCCGGUACACGUGUGUGGUGCAGACGGAGGUGGACAGCGUCUCGUCCACUGCUGACCUCAUAGUGAGAGGCUCCCCGGGCCCCCCACAAAGUGUGACGGUCGAUGAGAUCACUGACACCACGGCACAGCUCUCUUGGAAGGAAGGCGCAGACAACCACAGCCCCGUCCUGUCGUAUGCAGUGCAGGCACGCACGCCCUUCUCUGUGGGCUGGCAAGCCGCCACCACGGUGCCCAGGCUCAUCGACGGGGACACACACACAGCCACUGUGGUCGAGUUAAACCCGUGGGUGGAGUACGAGUUCCGGGUGGUAGCCAGUAACAAACUCGGAGGCGGAGAGCCCAGUUCACCCUCAGAAAAAGUAAGGACUGAAGAGGCAGCUCCGGAAGUGCCUCCUUCUGAAGUCAAGGGAGGCGGCGGGAGCCGGUCAGAGCUGGUGAUAACCUGGGACCCCAUCCCCGAGGAGCUGCAGAACGGGGAAGGCUUUGGCUAUGUCGUGGCUUUCCGCCCCCUGGGUGUCUCCACCUGGAUCCAGACCGUGGUCACCAAUCCUGACACCCCACGCUAUGUCUUCAGGAACGAGAGCAUCCUGCCCUUCUCGCUGUACGAGGUGAAAGUGGGUGUUUACAAUCACAGAGGGGAAGGCCCUUUCAGCUCCGUGGUGACCGUUUUCUCUGCAGAAGAAGAGCCCUCAGCACCUCCAAGCCGAGUGUCUGCCCACAGCCUGUCCUCCUCGGAAAUCCAGGUGACCUGGAGCGCAGCCCCCUGGAAGGCGAGCAACGGACGUCUCCUGGGCUACGAGGUGCGGUACUGGAGCCCCGGGGACGAGGCUGCCGCCCGCCAUGUCACGGUGGCCGGGAACGGGACCUCGGCCACGCUGCGGGGCCUGAAGAGCCGCACGCCCCACCUCGCCGCAGUCCGCGCCUACAACAGCGCCGGGCCCGGGCCCUUCAGCACCGCGGCCAACGCCACCACCAGGAAGGCCCCCCCCAGCCAGCCCCCUGGGAACGUGGUCUGGAAUAGCACCGGCUCCUCCGUCCUGCUGAGCUGGGAGUGUGUGCGAGCGGCAGAGAACGAGUCGGAGGUGACGGGCUACAAGGUGCUCUACAGGGCGAGCGGCCAGACCACGGCACGGGUGCUCAGCACCAACCAGACCUCGGCGGAGCUGCAGCUGCCCACGGUGGGGGAUUACAUCAUCCAGGUCAAGGCCACGACCGCCGGCGGGGACGGUGCCAGCAGUGAGCAGAUCCGGGUCCCAGGACUCAGCCGUCCCGCCGUGCGCGGCUCCGCACCGGCCCGCCGCGUCCCGCUGCUGCUCUGCUUCCUGCUGGGCGGCGCCGUGCUCUAGCGGCCGUCGGGGGCAGGAGCCGCUGCCCCGCCGGACACGCAGAGAUGGUGCAUGCUUCCCAGCUGUGUCCGGGACUGUCCGUCUGGGUAACGUGGAGACGGUUGGAAGGACAGCGGGUCCGUGUAGGGACUCUGAGAUGCCUUAAUACUUACUGAUAAACCAAAGGAAUUUACAUGUGACAAAACUCAGACUUUCAUAGGUUCUUUGGCUAUACUGCCAAGAGGUCAAGAUUUACACGCUCCCCGACAGACACAUACGUGCACAUACGUGCAGACCACACCUGAAUACCAUGAACGUGCACUAAGGCAGUGCACACAUACAGGAACACGUGCCACACAUGUACAACCCCACACCUGUGCAUCCAUACCAACACAUCCACACACAGAUACGACACAUACAUCGUUGAAGGUUUUUGUUUAAUUUAGAAAGACUCGUUCAUCCAAACGCUAUCCCACAUUCCAGUAGCAUUGACUGGAAGCCGUCACCCGCAUUGCUCUGAGACGCCGUUUGAAACGCCCAAGGGUGCAGAGCGCUCUGGGAGCCUGCCCGCGGCCCUGUGUUCCGGGAGGGCCUGGCAGCUGCGGCGGGCCGAGUGCGGGAAGCCCUGGGGUGUGAAUGCCGCGGAGCCCCUGCUCUCUCUCGUCUGUGAGCUCGGGACGGGCUCUGUCCUCUGCCUCCCUGCCUCGGCUCUGUCCUGUGGGACGUCGGGUCCCCUCCACGCGGAGGCCACUCCCAGGGCUCUGGGCGGACAGCGCGGCAAGAGUCCAUCUUUCGGAACAUUCCUGAAGGUGGAGAGGCGAAAGGCCUCUGGUCUUCUCAAGCUGUGGAGCAACUGGGGAGGAGCCCCCUGGACCUCAAGCCCCACUGGACCCGUUUGCACAGCCCUGCCCGCCUGUUGCCUCUCUGGACCCUCCUUCCCGUGCCACGGAGUUGCACUGUGGGACACACGGACCCCGCUGAGGGGCCACAACAGGCUUCCCACGCAGGUCACUGCCCGUGCCUGAACCCCGCCCCCACAGAGCCCCCCUCCCGCUGUCCUGCCCCGCCCCAGCUUUGAUCUCAGGGACCCGUCUCUGCCUGGUUCUCAGGGCGCUGGCACGCAUGCCCUCCUAGCAAUAUGUAAAGACGGCAGGGAGCUGGCAGAGAGGGGCGGGCGCCCCUCCCCUCACGUCCCAGACCUGCCUCACACGGACGCCAGAAGCCCGAACCAACAGGGGGAUCGCAGGGAGGACGAAGAGAGAGAAGCACUCGGCUGCCCCACCAGGCUUUACUCCACACUUAGAUUCAUUUCAGACAAACUCCACACGCGAGGGAGAGUUCCUGGCCUCUGCCUGCAAGCUUCUCUGUAAAUACUGUACAUACCUGGAGAGACCUGUGCCCCGGAGCCUCCAACACGCUCGCGCGGGGUCCCUGUGCACCACGUGGUACCUUUGAUUCAGUGAUUCCCACCCGAGGUUCCUGUCCCCAUCGUCAAGGGUCAUUGACUCCUGAUUGUAGCCAUGUAUCUCCAUGAGAUCCGUCCGAUGUUUCAUAUUGAAAAGUGCAAAGUGUAUCUUUAAGCUGCUACGUGUGUAUCCUAUGGUUAUCUGUCUGGAUUAUUUUCAAUACUAAUAAAACGCAGAGCACUGCUGCGUCUGGGCCUGCGUCCCAGAGG